GGCAUGUAGCGUGUUUUGGCGUGCUUGCUUGCGCAGAUUUUGAUGGCCCGAUGACGGACGGGGACUUUUAGUUUGCUAGAGAGACAUAGCGGGUUGGAAGAGAGAAGAAAAAAAGUAUUUGGGCUCCGUCAUACCCCCCUCUUGCUGGUGGUGUCUUUUGCUGCUCACGCCUCUGUACACGGCUUUCCCCCCCCUCCCAAUACAGAUAUACCCUUUUCUUCUCCCCUUUUUGCCUUUUGCCGAGUUGGCCGAGACAAGAUGGGUUCCGUACAGCAAGACAUUGCUACGCUUAACAGCCUCGCGGCUCAGAUCAGCGAGCUGGCUGCCAAAAUGACCAAGCAGCUCGAAGCAGACAAGGUCCCACCCGUGACGCUUCUAGCAGACAGCCCGAUCAAAUACGAGCGGCUCCCAGGCGACGUCUUCUUGACUCGCCAGCUCCUUGAAGAUGCGCUGAAGGACAUGUGGAUCUUGAGCCAGGGGCCCAGCGAGAGCGUCUUCAACUACGUGCACAUGGCCAUCCCGGACACUUCAUGCUUGAACAUCCUCAACCAAUUCGACUUCUGGAACGCGGUGCCCGUGGGCGGGCAAGCGAGCUACGAGGAAAUAGCAAAGUACACCAAGCUCCCCCUUGAAGUAGUCAGCCGCGUGCUAGACCACGCAAUCACCAUGCGCUUCUUCGUCAAGCCCUCUCCAACCGCUACGUCCGUCCUGCACACCUCGCGCUCCGCCGCGCUCGCCAAAGACUCCGGGCUCUCCGCCCUCGUCCAGAUGGUCCUGGACGAGACGGGCCCGCCCAUGUUCCUGCUUCCAGAAGCGCUCCGCCGCUUCAGCCAGGGCAAGCCCGAGAUUACCAAGAACAUGAAGGAGACGGCGUUCAAGCUGUGCUAUUCGGGCGGUGCGUGGGGCGACUAUGAGAAUAGCUGGGACUUUAUUGAGAAUGAUGGCGAGGGAGAGAAGAAGGGCUGGCGCCAGAGGAACUUUGUAAAGUUCAUGGCGUACAUCAAGGAUCUGUUCGGCACCGAGGGGAUCGUGCUCGAUGCUAUUGAUUGGAAGGCCGCGGGCGAUGUCACAGUAGUCGACCUCGGCGGCUCAGCAGGCCACGACGACGCCGUCCUGGCGACCAAAUUCCCCAAUCUGAAGAUCAUAGUUGAAGACCUGCCCGAAGUCGCCCCCGUCUUCGAAAAAGAAUUCCCCUCCGACCUACGAUCGCGCGUGUCGUUCCGUACGCACAACCUAUUCGACCCGCAGCCGGUCUCAGCAGACAUCUACAUUAUGAAGUGGAUCCUGCACGACUGGCCGGACGUCGAGUCAGUCAAGAUCCUGCAGGCGCUGCGGCCGGCGCUCAAGCCCGGAGCGCGCAUUGUGUUUAUUGAUUACGUGGGCAAGCAGGAGCCCAGCGAGGAGGAGCUGCCGAGGAGUAUCCAGGGCUUUGGUACCGCGACGGACUUGCGCAUGAUGGCCCUGUUCAAUGCGAAGGAGAGGCCGGUGCAGGCGUGGAAGGAGAUUUUCAAACAGGCGGAUGAGAGGUACGAUGUUGUCAGGGUCAAGGCGGAUCCGUUGAGCUUCAUGUGUGUACUAGAGGCUGUGUGGAGGGGCUAAUCGAUAGCUCCAUGACGUCGUCGAGCGGUUAGCUAUACCAGAGUAAAGGUCACACAAAUAAAUACCUUCUAGUAGUCCAUCUCCGC
Messenger RNA from Cucurbitaria berberidis CBS 394.84, 1685 nucleotides. RefSeq names its product S-adenosyl-L-methionine-dependent methyltransferase. The transcript is spliced from 2 exons. Lineage: Eukaryota; Fungi; Ascomycota; Dothideomycetes; Pleosporales; Cucurbitariaceae. Gene Ontology annotation, molecular function: O-methyltransferase activity. The record is from RefSeq and is a predicted model, not a curated record. The coding region runs from base 259 to 1599 and encodes 446 amino acids.